Messenger RNA from Symbiodinium sp. CCMP2456, 957 nucleotides. Lineage: Eukaryota; Dinophyceae; Suessiales; Symbiodiniaceae. The record is from the annotation of a GenBank genome assembly.
GAUCUCUUGAGGGGAAUUCCCCUGGUGCUGGCAGACUUCCUAGAGCAGAUCCAUCUUCCAGAUCCUGAUCUGACAAAUGCUGGCGCUCGGCCGGAGGACGCACCGAGGCUGGUAAUAGCUGCUUUGCAGAAGCUCCAGACUGCGGUGUCCAAGCGUGAGGAGGAGUUGAAAGCAGCUAACGAGAAGAUCGCCGAGUUGUGCAAGUACGGUGCCAAACGCGAUGAGGAUGUGCAGCGUGAAGCCUAUGAUGCCCUGCGAGUGGAGCUGCUGGACGUCUCCAAGCGUUGUGCUGACGCAGAAGCCAAGCUGCGCGAGCUCGGUGUGGAGGAGACCAAAGCAGCAGGUACAAGCCUCAUCACCAAGAUGUCCAUGCUAAUCUACCAGCUCCAGGUCUCUGUGAUCUCCGGAACUGGGCUGCGAACAAAGGCCUGGCGGCCUGGACCAGAAGCCGAAGCGCUGUCUUGCAUCUUGUCUACGACCUCCGGAGUGCGAGCCAGCAAAGCCGAGCCCUGCUGCGAACAAGACUCUGCAUGUCGUGUUCGAACGCGAAGGUAUCGUGGAAGUGGUGGGCAAGGCCAGUUAGUGGGCAGCUGCAAAAAAGAUGUUUGUGCUGCCAAAGUCAUUGCUAGUGAUGCACUUAUUCAACCUUGUGCAGUUUUUGGCGAUUCAUUUCAAGCAUUGCACUGGUAUAUUGUCGCCAUGAAGACCCAUAAAGUUGCAGCGGGUACUCUGGUGCCAGUCACUGUAGGAAGCCAAGUUCGAGACCAAGCCUGUGCGGGACUCCAAGAAUCCAGCGUGGAAUCACAGCGGCGAGCUGCAGAUGUCGCACAGCGCCUUGCCUCGCUGUGGAUGCCUGCAACCAAGCGAAGCUGCUCUGAAGUCGAUGGUGGAGACAUCUGCUAUCUUCUUCAUAUGCAUGUGCCAACGGGUGUGUUUUGCAUUACUGAUCUCAUUUGA